Molecule: messenger RNA, 837 nt
Organism: Microplitis mediator
Lineage: Eukaryota; Metazoa; Arthropoda; Insecta; Hymenoptera; Braconidae
Product: protein catecholamines up-like
Exons: 5
Coding region: 1-837 (278 amino acids)
Source: RefSeq, a predicted model, not a curated record
AUGGUUAUGAUGGUCACCAAGAUCAUGGCCAUUAUGUUCAUAAUGGUCGACAUUCGUAGUGGUCCUGAUCGUCCUUAUGAUCAUCGUCAUGAUGGUCAGCAUGGUCGUGGGUAUGAUGGUCAUGAUGGUCACGAUGAUCAUGGUCGUGAUGGUCCAAAUGGUCAUGGUCAUGAUGGUCACCAUCAUCAUGGUCAUAAUGAUCACCGUGAUCAUUGUCACGAUGCUCAUAAUGGUCACUAUGAUCAUAGUUGUGGUGGUCAUGACGGUCUCCAUGAUCAUGGUCAUGAUGUCAUGAUAAUCACCAUGAUCAUGCUCAUGAUGGUCAUUAUGAUCAUGGUUGUGGCGGUCAUGAUUGUCUCUAUGAUUAUGGUCAUGAUGGUCACCAUGGUCAUGUUCAUAAUGGUCAUGACGGGAACCAAGAUCGGGGUCAUGAUGGUCACCAUGAUAAUGGUCAUGUUGGUCAUGAUUGUCGCCGUGAACAUGCAGCAUGAUCAUGUUCAUGAUAGCCACCAAGAUCAUGGCCAUGAUGUUCAUGAUCGUCACUAUGAUCAUGGUCAUGAUCGUUAUUAUGUUCGGCAUAAUCAUGGUCGUGAUGGUCAUUAUCGUCAUGGUCAUAAUAGUCAUGAUGGUCGACAUGAUCAUAGUCGUGGUGGUCAUGAUAGUCACCAUGAUUGUGGUCAUGAUGGUCACUAUAAUCAUGGUUAUAUAGGUCACCAUGAUCAUGCUCAUAAUGGUGCCCACGAUCAAGGCCAUAAUGAUCACCAUGAUCAUGAUCAUGACGGUUGCCAUAGUCAUGCAUCAUCAUUGUCACGAUGGUCACCAAGAUUAUGGCCAUAA